CACUGGCCAGUGUUUUGUCCUCCACAGCCAACAACAAAACUCUUCAUUGAUGGGAAGUUUGUUGAGUCCAAAACUACUGAAUGGAUUGAUAUCCACAACCCGGCCACAAAUGAAGUUGUUGGCCGUGUACCAAAAGCCCCAGCCAGUGAGAUGGAGGCAGCUGUGGCUUCUUGCAAAAAGGCUUUUUGGAACUGGUCAGAGACGUCUGUUUUGAGUCGCCAGCAAAUCUUCCUGCGCUAUCAACAGCUCAUCAAAGACAAUCUGAAAGAAAUCUCAAAACUCAUCACCUUUGAGCAAGGGAAGACCCUGGCUGAUGCUGAGGGAGAUGUGUUCCGAGGCCUCCAGGUGGUUGAACAUGCUUGCAGCGUGACAUCCCUCAUACUGGGAGAGACCAUGCCCUCCAUCACUAAAGACAUGGACACUUACACCUACCGUCUGCCUCUCGGUGUGUGUGCUGGAAUUGCACCGUUCAAUUUCCCAGCCAUGAUUCCUCUUUGGAUGUUCCCCAUGGCUAUGGUUUGUGGAAACACCUUCUUGAUGAAACCAUCUGAGCGUGUACCAGGAGCACUCAUGUUCCUUGCCAAGCUGUUUCAGGAUGCUGGUGCCCCCGAUGGGACCCUGAAUAUCAUCCAUGGACAGCAUGAAGCUGUGAAUUUCAUUUGUGAUCAUCCGGAUAUCAGAGCAAUCAGCUUUGUGGGAUCUAAUCAGGCUGGCGAGUACAUCUAUGAGAGAGGAUCCCGGCAUGGCAAGAGAGUCCAGGCCAACAUGGGAGCCAAGAACCACGGUGUGGUGAUGCCCGAUGCCAAUAAAGAGAACACCUUGAACCAGCUGGUUGGAGCUGCUUUUGGAGCAGCUGGCCAACGCUGCAUGGCCCUGUCUACGGCAAUUCUAGUGGGAGAGGCUCAGAAAUGGCUGCCAGAGCUUGUGGACAGAGCCAAAAAUCUACGUGUAAAUGCAGGAGACCAGCCUGGAGCAGAUCUAGGGCCUCUGAUCAGUCCCCAAGCUAAGGAGCGGGUUUGCCAUCUCAUUGAGAAAGGAGUAAAAGAAGGCGCCAGCCUGCUUCUGGAUGGACGUAAUAUCAAAGUGAAGGGCUAUGAAAAUGGCAAUUUUGUUGGACCAACGAUCCUUGCCAACGUCAAGCCAAACAUGACUUGCUACAAGGAGGAAAUCUUUGGGCCCGUCUUAGUGGUUCUAGAAGCAGAUACUUUGGAUGAUGCCAUUAAGAUGGUGAACAACAACCCCUAUGGAAAUGGAACCGCAAUCUUCACCACCAACGGAGCCACAGCUCGGAAAUAUUCUCACUUGGUAGAUGUGGGUCAGGUGGGUGUCAACGUUCCAAUCCCAGUACCUCUGCCCAUGUUCUCUUUCACCGGCUCUCGUGCUUCUUUCAGAGGAGACACCAAUUUCUAUGGCAAGCAGGGAGUGCAGUUCUACACACAGCUGAAAACUGUCAUUUCUCAAUGGAAAGAGGAAGAUGCCACUGUUACCAAGCCCGCUGUGGUUAUGCCAACCAUGGGAAAUUAAGUCAGCCUUUAUAGAUGCGGCUCCUGGUGCCCUUCUCCUUCUAUGCUGCACUUUCCAGCUUUGUCCUGACUAUCAUAUCCUUGGGUAGGAAUAGAAAGCUCC
Molecule: messenger RNA, 1626 nt
Organism: Eurypyga helias (sunbittern)
Lineage: Eukaryota; Metazoa; Chordata; Aves; Eurypygiformes; Eurypygidae
Gene: ALDH6A1
Product: aldehyde dehydrogenase 6 family, member A1
Exons: 10
Coding region: 151-1524 (457 amino acids)
Biological process (GO): L-valine catabolic process; thymine catabolic process
Cellular component (GO): mitochondrion
Molecular function (GO): malonate-semialdehyde dehydrogenase (acetylating, [NAD(P)+]) activity; methylmalonate-semialdehyde dehydrogenase (acylating, NAD+) activity
Source: RefSeq, a predicted model, not a curated record